Paramacrobiotus metropolitanus is the source of this 1018-nucleotide messenger RNA. RefSeq lists its product as uncharacterized. The coding region runs from base 114 to 803 and encodes 229 amino acids. The transcript is spliced from 2 exons. NCBI's taxonomy places the organism in Eukaryota, Metazoa, Tardigrada, Eutardigrada, Parachela, Macrobiotidae. The record is from RefSeq and is a predicted model, not a curated record.
GCACCGCUGGUAAUCACAGUUAAUUACCGUAUCAGUGUGAACUGCGGCAUAUUUUCUUUUGACGGAAUAAAUCGAAACGCACCUAGUAGUUUUACAGUACCACGUAACUCGCCAUGGAUUUCGCUGGACGCCUUGGAAUUGCCUGUCUUUUAGCACUGCUGGGUAUGGUGAUGGUAGAGGCAUACCGCGGCGACACGGAUGCGUACUAUAUCCAACCGAGUCUGCAUUUGGGCGGCGCUCGCCCCGCGCCCACUUACAACCAGAACAGCCAGUUUCUCUGGAAUCUACCAAAGAUUCCACAGAAGGUCCCCAACAUUCUGCCGUACGAUGAAAACCCGGGCGCCGGCUACGGUCCAGUCGGCUGGAAAGGUCAACAUGAGGGCAUCAGUCCCAGCCGAGCGACAGUGCAGUCCGUGUGCCGCGUCACCACCUCCGUUCUCACGGAAACCAUCCGGACAUGUUCGAGGGGACACGGCACCCAGUUUCCCCAAGCCUCCUGUUCGCCUAGCUCGCCGUGUCCUGCAGCGCCCUGUCUGACCACAACGAUCACGGUGAGGACUGCACGAUAUUCCACAAUCUGUGUGUCGGAAACGGUCAUCCAAAUUGAUGCGAGUCCGUCGGAGCAAGAUUACGUUAUCGGAACGUUUGGAAGCUUCGUUCUGUCUACGUGCAUAACACUGCGGAGCCAAGAGAUCUUGGAAGUGGCAUCCGCGAGCUCACCAUGCUACACCAUAACUAUCACUGCAUCUCCUCUUCCGGAGACAAACUGCGUCAAAACAUGGAACUGUCACGGUGUUCGGUAGGGGUGUCACAACCGAAAGCGGCAAUUAUAUUUUUUCUAGUGGAGCAAGCCUUCCCCCUUUCCAGUACAUUCUCUUCCUACUCGUAGAGACCUUCAAGUGGCCACCUAUGUUAAGUCAAUGGGCGACAUACCUUCAAGUGGCCAGGCAUCAGUUAUUUGGCCCCAGAACCGAUUUUCUUCCCGUUUUUUGGUACAGCAUGUUCAGCUCAACUUGCU